CUCCACCGUUGCACCGCUACGAAUCGACGGUCACAAAUUGCUCUCAGACAACAACUAUACACAAAAUAAUAUCGUAUUGCUCAUAAUUUCCUCUACUUUUCUAAUUAGAUUUUUGUUUUGAUUUCACUUCUUCGUCUCCCAAAAUCUAAUCACUGUCUUCUUGUUGCAGAUUCUGCUCUAUUGUUCUAUAUCAGUGCGUUUCGAGAAUCAUCGCUUGGUUUAGUUUCAUCGGGUUUCGAUUACUGGGUUAAGGGAUGAGAAUUGGAUGAUGAACGAUGCCAGUACUGCGUGGCGGAGCGCGCCGCGGCCGGAGAGAAAAGCAGGAGACGCUGCAAAACAACAACGAUAAAAACGCAAAGAAUAAUAAUAAUAAUCAGAAUCAGGAUAAGAGAAAAGUGAAUCAGGCUGUCGAGGAAAACACGGGAAUAGCGACGCGGACAAGGAGGAGAACGGCAGUGGCUGCAGCUCUUGCAGGGCCUGUUGAUGAAAAGGUAGCUUCUGUGCCCAAAGAAGCUGAGGCAGAGGAGAUUUUCGUUGAGGAAUUAGGAGAGAGGAAGGAGGAUCCUGAGGAGAGAGUAGAAGCUGAGGAGGGAGGGAGAGGAAUGGAUGAUUACGACAGCGGAGGCGGGAAAAGCCCGACAAAGGCCAACGGUGGUGGUGAUGAUGAAUUGGCGGCACCUCUCCCGGACAAGCAUUCUUUGUAUGGAGGUGAAAUGGUGGUGGAGUAUCUGUAUGCAUGUUUCCGUUGGUUAUUGGAUGGGAGACUGAAAGGCUUUGGAAGUUUUAUUGUGCAGGUUGGUGGUUCUCCAAUGUACAAAAUUGAUAGGAAACUUGGCAAGGGAGGUUUCGGACAAGUGUAUGUUGGUCGCCGUCUCACUGGCAGUAGCAUUAAUGAAAGGACAGGUCCUGGAGCUUUUGAGGUGGCCCUAAAAUUUGAACAUCGUAAUAGCAAGGGUUGUAAUUAUGGUCCACCUUACGAGUGGCAAGUUUAUAACACCCUGGGUGGAAGUCAUGGUGUACCGCGAGUGCACUAUAAAGGCCGACAAGGCGAUUAUUACGUUAUGGUCAUGGAUAUGCUAGGACCAAGCUUGUGGGAUGUUUGGAAUAAUAAUGCCCACUCGAUGUCUGUUGAAAUGGUGGCUUGCAUUGCAAUUGAAGCCAUUUCUAUAUUAGAGAAAAUGCACUCAAGAGGUUGGAUGCUUGUUCUUCUCGAAAUGUUGGUUGAUGGAAAGAUUGGUGAUGUGGAUUUAAGCUAUGUUCAUGGGGACGUGAAGCCUGAGAAUUUCUUGCUCGGCUCGCCAGGGUCCCCUGACGAGAAGAAGUUGUACUUGGUUGAUCUUGGUCUAGCCACGAGAUGGAGAGAUGGCACUACUGGGCUGCACGUUGACUAUGAUCAACGACCAGAUGUUUUCAGGGGAACCGUUCGUUAUGCCAGUGUGCAUGCUCAUUUAGGCAGAACUGGCAGCAGGAGAGAUGAUUUAGAAUCCCUUGCUUAUACGCUUAUUUUUCUUUUGCGUGGACGCCUGCCUUGGCAGGGAUACCAGGGUGAGAACAAAGGAUUUCUCGUCUGCAAGAAGAAAAUGGCAACAUCACCCGAGGCACUCUGCUGCUUUUGCCCACAACCUUUUAAAUCUUUUGUGGAACACGUGGUGAAUCUGAAGUUUGACGAGGAACCUAAUUAUGCUAAGUAUAUCUCCUUCUUUGAUGGGAUAGUUGGACCAAAUCCAAAUAUCAGGCCCAUCAAUACCGAGGGUGCACAGAAGCUUAUCUAUCAGGUUGGUCACAAGAGAGGACGCCUAAUGCUUGAGGAUGAAGACGACGAACAACCUAAGAAGAAGGUCAGAAUGGGAAUGCCUGCCACACAAUGGAUUAGCAUUUAUAAUGCUCGAAAACCAAUGAAACAAAGAUAUCACUAUAAUGUGAUGGAUGCAAGACUUUCCCAGCACAUCGAUAAAGGAACUGAAGAUGGUUUGUUCAUUAGUUGUGUGGCAUCUUGUCAAAAUCUUUGGGCACUAAUAAUGGAUGCCGGCACUGGCUUCACUAGUCAAGUGUAUGAGCUGUCGCCUUUCUUUCUUCACAAGGAAUGGAUAAUGGAACAGUGGGAGAAGAAUUAUUACAUCAGUGCUGUUGGGGGAGCUGGAAAUGGUAGUUCAUUAGUUGUAAUGUCGAAAGGCACACAGUACGCUCAACAGUCUUACAAAGUGAGUGAUUCAUUCCCAUUCAAGUGGAUAAACAAAAAAUGGAGAGAAGGUUUUUACGUGACAUCUAUGGCCACAUCAGGUUCGAGAUGGGCCGUUGUCAUGUCUCGUACCACUGCAUUUUCUGACCAGGUAGUAGAACUGGAUUUUCUUUACCCAAGUGAGGGUAUUCAUAGACGGUGGGACAAUGGGUACCGAAUAACUGCCACUGCAGCAACUUACGAUCAGGCUGCUUUUGUUUUAAGUGUGCCGAGAAGAAAACCAGUCGAUGAGGCACAAGAGACACUACGUACUUCUGCCUUUCCCAGUACACAUGUCAAGGUUUUAUUGGAGACAAGUUGCUCUUUUGAUUGCAGCUUUUGUGAACUAAAUGGAGAUUGCAAUUCGCAAUGUCCUGAUGUGGAAAUACAAGAGAAGUGGGCGAAGAAUCUAUACUUAGCAUCAGUAUGCUAUGGCCGCACCGUUUCUUAGUGCUUUUUUCCGGCUUAUUAACUUCCGGAAUCUUCUUAGUGGUGAAAGACAAACUGAUGAUGUGUUCAUGUUUCAUGAAUUAUAAGCUUAUUGCAGUUUGUAGGGGAAGUUCAUAAAGCAAUAUGUUCUCCCAUUGUGUGCAUUAUUUGGAUGGUGGCCUUCAGAAUGUAUGCUUUUUAUGCCUAAUGCUGACUUGAAGNGACAGGUGUUUUU
This is a messenger RNA of Striga asiatica, 2882 nucleotides long. NCBI's taxonomy places the organism in Eukaryota, Viridiplantae, Streptophyta, Magnoliopsida, Lamiales, Orobanchaceae. The record is from the annotation of a GenBank genome assembly.